Molecule: messenger RNA, 1083 nt
Organism: Myotis lucifugus (little brown bat)
Lineage: Eukaryota; Metazoa; Chordata; Mammalia; Chiroptera; Vespertilionidae
Gene: CARHSP1
Product: calcium regulated heat stable protein 1
Exons: 5
Coding region: 316-981 (221 amino acids)
Biological process (GO): regulation of mRNA stability
Cellular component (GO): cytoplasm
Molecular function (GO): mRNA 3'-UTR binding
Source: RefSeq, a predicted model, not a curated record
GCCUGAGGACACACAGGGGACCAAGUCCUUGUCAUGGGUACCAGCUGGCCUUUCUGAGCAGCGCUGUGACGGAGGGAGGCCGGGCUGAUGCAGACCCUGGGGGGCGCCUGACCUGCUGGGCCCGCCAGCGUGUCUGUGGACACUGUUUGUGAGCCGUGGCUGUGACCCGCAAGCUCAGGGAGCUGGGACCUGCGUUCCACAGCGAGAGGAAUGGGUCUCCGAUGGCAGACUCCCCGAGGUGGGGGUGGGGAUGCAUCUGGGGCCUCCCUGUGGGGUGUGAGCCCCUGAGAGCCCCCCUCUCUCUCCAGGUCAGCCAUGUCAUCUGAACCUCCUGCGCCACCACAGCCCCCCACCCACCAGGCUUCGGUCGGGCUGCUCGACACCCAGCGGGCCCGCAACCGCUCACCAUCCCCGCUCCGGAGCAAUGUGGUCCCCAGCCCACUGCCCACUCGCCGGACCAGGACCUUCUCCGCACCUCAACUUCCUCAGCUGCAAAAUGGGGACAGGAGCAGGGCUGCCACGGCGCUGCCGAGGAUGCACACGGUGCCUGGCAGAUGCAGACCUCAGGCCCAGACGGUGAGGGCCUCGCAGGGCCCCAUCUACAAAGGAGUGUGCAAAUGCUUCUGUCGCUCCAAGGGCCACGGCUUCAUCACCCCGGCUGACGGCGGCCCCGACAUCUUCCUGCACAUCUCCGAAAACCAUGUUUUUGAAAAUAGGAACCGAUUGCAGAUGUCGGCCGUGGUGGGAGAAUUACCCUUUCUUUAUUCCCCUCCCACUGCUCACACGGCAGGUCUUACUAAUCAUGUCACUGACUCACAACCCCAAGAUGUCUUACAGACCUCCCCUGUUCAAGACCCGGACAGGAUGCCACCAGGACAGGAUGCCAGUCAGAGUGCUGAAGCUUGCGUAGGCACUGACCAUCGACACAGCCCACAACCCUGGACUCUUUACUCACGAUUACUCAUGAUUUCUGCUCUAUAAAACCUCUUGUCUGUAAACCAUCGGGAAUUCAGAUUUUCCAGCACAAGCUGCCUGGUCCCCCUGUGUAGUGCUAUACAAUAAACACCAAUUUCUUUCCCUGCA